Pocillopora verrucosa is the source of this 872-nucleotide messenger RNA. RefSeq lists its product as uncharacterized. The record is from RefSeq and is a predicted model, not a curated record. Lineage: Eukaryota; Metazoa; Cnidaria; Anthozoa; Scleractinia; Pocilloporidae.
UAUCUACACGACGUGCAUUUUCCAAGUGGAUUUGAUAUCUGUUCGGACCGAAAGCUUAGUGGAUAGGAGGAGAUAGGGCCGAAGUGUUGGAUAAAUGGCCCCGAGAAUAUUGCUUUUACUUGGUCUUUUAGUGCUAUUACAGCCUUUGUGGGGUUUCCCUCGGCCUGACGAUGAUGAUGGUGAUGACGACGACGACGAUGACGAUGACGGCGACGAAGAUGACGACGACGAAGAUGACAACGAUGACGACGAUGAUGAUGAUGAAGACGAUAACGACGAUGAUGACGAUGACGACGAUGACGACGAUGACGACGAUGACGACGAUGACGACGAUGACGACGAUGACGACGAUGACGACGAUGACGACGAUGACGACGAUGACGACGAUGACGAUGAUGGUGACGAAGACGACGACGAUGAUGAUGAUGACGAUGAUGGGGAAGACAGUGACGUUGACAGUGGCGAUGGUAGUGCUAAUUUCAGCGAUGAUGGUGACAUCAAUCGGGAUCCAUCUGCUAUGAACUUAGACUCGUUAUCAUCGAGUGCGCUUUCAGCUAGGGAAGGAAAUGCUCAAGUUCUGAUAGGCAUUAUUUCAUGGUUUUUUAUGAGCACCAUUUCGUACAAACCUUUAUUUUUUUAAUUUCACAUGAAUAGAGCUAAAAAGUGGACCUAGAAAUGAUUUUACAAAAACCUGAAAGAUGAGUACAUUUUUAUUUGACACUUAGCUUGGUAGCUUCUUAGCGUAUGUAUUCCUGUUCAGAAAAUGGCAUUUCAUCAACCCCAAUGAUUCUCACGAGCAGCUAACCGUAAAAUGUACUUUAAAGUACUUAUGACCUGUCAACAAAACACAAAUUAAUAAAUUCGUUAAAGAA